Messenger RNA from Ipomoea triloba (trilobed morning glory), 441 nucleotides. Its product is annotated as zinc finger protein STAMENLESS 1-like. Lineage: Eukaryota; Viridiplantae; Streptophyta; Magnoliopsida; Solanales; Convolvulaceae. The coding region runs from base 1 to 441 and encodes 146 amino acids. The transcript has a single exon. The record is from RefSeq and is a predicted model, not a curated record.
AUGUGGCCGAAUCAUUUGAUGGGUUCUCAUCAUCACCACCUUGUGUAUUCAACAAACCCCUCUUUCAAUGGUAACUUAUGGGAAGUGCAUGUUAUUGCGGCGGAGAGAGCUAGGGCAUUCGGGGGUUAUAUAUGGCCACUACGAAUUUACAUUUGUCGCUUUUGUGGGAGAGAGUUCAGGUCCCCGCAAGCCCUUGGGGGACACACAAACGUGCACUGGAGGGACAAGGCUAGGUUGACGGAGUCUUCUCCAUCUAAUGGUCAAAGAGGUGUUCAGAAUGGUAAUAAUCCCAUCGUACCUGUAGAUGCUCGAGGAAAUGGAAGGACAAUAGAAACAAAUCUUCUAUCUGGUUUUUUGCCAAACCCGAGUAUUGAAAUCCUCCCCAACCCUAUAGAGGAUUUGGAUCUGGAGUUGAGGCUUGGUCCUCCAAAGGUUGAAUAA